AUGGAGAGAGAAAGUACUUUACAAAUUUUGCAAGACGAGAAGAAUAUCGCCACCUAUAAUGAAUCAAUCAUUAACGAAGAUAAACAACCUGUAACAUCAAAAGAAUUGAAAGGAUGGUAUCUUCAUAAUUUUGCCUGCGGAGCUUAUGAUGUUGCGAUAGCUGGAUUCUUACUCGAAAAACUUGCAAGCAAAUCGGGUUAUGAACUUGAUCACGUUACUCCUUGCGAUACUUUAGUACCAAAUCAUAAAUGUGUAAUAAAAAUUGCAGGUGUAUAUAUUGAUACGGACAGCUUUUCAUUCUAUGUUGUGUCAUUGUCUGUACUAUUACAAAGUCUACUACUAAUCAGUUGCACUUCUCUUGCCGAUCAUGGGGCAAAUCGAAAGAAAUUUCUUUUAUUUUUUUCAACCGUUGGAGCUGUUGCUACGAUUUGUUACGCGCUGGUGUUUAAACCUGAAUGGUAUUUGUUCGCAGGCAUCAUAACCAUAGUUUCUAACUGUUGUUUCGGUGCGGCAUAUGUAUUUCACCUGGCGCACAUUCCAAUCUUUUCACGUAUAUAUCCAGAAGUAUUAUUGCUAAAGAAAUCAAAUGCAUCCAGUGAAAAGUUGUUAGAAGUUGAAGAGAAAAUUUCAACUAAAUUAUCAGCUAAUACGACAAGUUUAGGAUUUGUAGCAGGUUUAUUAGUAGUAUUUGGAGGAUUAGGCAUCGUGCUAGCGUUAAAUUCAUCUGAUUAUAGUUUACAAAUCGCCAUGUCCUUUGGUGGUGGAUGGUGGUUGAUUUGGUUAAUCUUCCCUUUCUUAUGGUUAAAAGAGCAUCCGGAACCCCCUUUACCAAGCACGGUAAACAAAUUUUUGUACCCUUACAAGAGAAUUUUUAAAACGAUGAAAAAAGCAAGAAAAUUAAAGCAAUUAACGAUAUUCUUGACUUCUUGGUUUUUGUUGAGCGACGGUAUAAAUACAAUCGGUCCUUUAGCUGCUUUAUUUGGUUCCAAAACGUUUAACCUCACAGAAGUUCAAUUAAUAAUACUCGCCAUUAUCGUGCCAUCAUGUGCAGCGAUUGGAAUUUAUAUCUUUUACUUUAUAGAAAAAUUAUUUAAAUUCACCACAAAGACAAUGAUAAUAAUCAUCUCAAUAAUGUUAACAUUAUUACCCGCGUAUACAUUACUGGGAUUUUUUUUGCCAUUUGGUAUGAGACACAAUUGGGAGAUUUGGUUAUUUGUUGUUUACUUUGGAUUAUGUUUAGGUAGCAUCCAAGCGUACAGUCAGAGUUUGUUUAGUAGGUUGAUACCAAAAGGGCAUGAGAGUGAAUUCUUUUCAUUAUAUCUAAUCACGGCGAAGGGAUCUAGCACGUUAGGACCCAUGUUAUCAGGGAUCGUAACUAGCGCUACUCAUGAAAUCAGGAAUGGAUUUUGGGUUCUAUUCGUCAUGUUAUCUAUUUCUAGCGUAAUCGUUAUGACAUUGGUGGUGGAUAUUGGCAUAAAAGAGUCCGAAGAUUUUGUUAAAGAUGAAAUAGAAGAACAAUCGGAACAAUCUUAA
Molecule: messenger RNA, 1533 nt
Organism: Funneliformis caledonium
Lineage: Eukaryota; Fungi; Glomeromycota; Glomeromycetes; Glomerales; Glomeraceae
Source: the annotation of a GenBank genome assembly